Lycium barbarum (goji berry) is the source of this 1039-nucleotide messenger RNA. RefSeq lists its product as uncharacterized. The transcript has a single exon. The record is from RefSeq and is a predicted model, not a curated record. The coding region runs from base 87 to 608 and encodes 173 amino acids. NCBI's taxonomy places the organism in Eukaryota, Viridiplantae, Streptophyta, Magnoliopsida, Solanales, Solanaceae.
AACCUUUCAACUCCCUUCCAACUCAUCAUCCCUUCUCCUCUUUCUUUUUCUUUUGCCCAUCUCAAAGCUAGCUGUUUGUCUCCUAAAUGGCCCAAUCUACUCAACCAAAAAGGCCAAGAGAGGAUGAAACCCAUAAAGCAGAAGAAGAUAUCAUAAAGCGCCAAAAGCAAUACAAUGAAUUAAUCCUCUCCAUUCUUGAAGAUGAACAAGACGACCCUAAUUACCAAGACUACUUUUCUGAUGAUAUUUUCUCAACUCUUGAGCAAGAGCUUUCUUCUCCUUCUUCUUCAUGUGAUUCCUGGCCUUAUCCUUUAGCCACUCAUGAUGAAGUUGAGCCUGACGUGGCAGCUUCUGACUCAGUAACUUCUAAGGAAGAAGAGGAAGAUGACGGAAACAACUUCAUUAGACACCUUCAAGAAGCAUCUGAUGAUGAGCUUGGUAUAACUCUUCCCAGCACUGAUGAAGUGAAAGGUGAUAAUAUUGUUGAUGAAUUGAAUGGAACCAACUGUGGAGAUUUACCAUUUGCUUUAUCUGAUGGUUUAUGGGAGUUUGAAGAUCAUGAGGCUGCUAACUACUAUUCUUUGUUAAAUUCUGAAUUUUUCAUGUAACCUUUUUCCUUUUUUAGGUGUUGUUUGGUAGCUGCAUGUAUUCCUUCUGUCCCACUUUAUAUUAGGGGUUCGGAGUACGAAGGUCGAAGCAGUUAAUCUUUGACUCGAUUUCAAACAUAGGUUAUUUGAGUAUUCUAUAAUAAGGAUUUACAUAUUAGUAAUACAGGGAUUAAUUAAGGAAUUUAUGUUGCCAGUAUACUAUGUAGGAAUUAGUUACGCAAGAUUUAGUUAUUCAUGUAUUAGCUAUUCCAUCUUCUAUCAUGUACAAAAAACUACUAUACAUGUGUUGGGAUUUUGAAAUUGCAAAUCAAACACUGUAUUAGAUGUGUUGAAUCUAAUGAAGCAAAAAAAUAUUACCAAACGUAAUAUUACUUAUGCAGAAUUUAAUUCCUGCUUAACUGAAUUAGUUCCUAACCAACUACCAAACGGUC